CAGUACUUAUCUUCUUAUUUAAAACAAUGACAGAUAACAUAUAGCAUGGAAAUUAUUUACCACUUUUCUCGUGGCCAUAUUUAAAGUUAUUUCAUUAAUAUCGACGUUAGGGAGGCGGUAUAUCGGAGACCGGUUUUUGACGAACAUAUGUUGAGAGUGGCUGACCUUUUCCACCACAAUGAAGCAGACAAAGCAGGCGAGAUUCUGACAGUUUUAGCCACUGAAAUACUUGCCAAGUGUCCUGUUGGAGACUUUCGGUCAAAGUUUAUUGUCAGGGAUCUAGAUAUGUGGAUAACAUGUUUCGUCCUUUCUUUUGAUGGAGAUUGGAGAAAACGAUUAUUAGAGGUCCUUAAAGGAACAAACUGCGAACUUGUGACCGGUGACGAUAAAGAAGACGAAGAAGAGAACUUGUAUCGGUGUAGGUUAGAACUGAGGAAACUGUUUCCUUUUAUAAAGAUUCCAAAACAAGAAGAUAUAAUCGAAACAACUGCUGUCGGUGGAGACACCCCAGAGCGUAAAUCUCUCUUUUAUAACAGUCUUCGUGCUGAGAAGUUUCCUGUUGUUAGUUUACGACGGUUAGAAAAAGGCGAUUUCACACCUGAAAUAAGCGAAGAACCUAUACAAGUGAUGCUGUUUCGGUUCCACAGCCUAACAACGCUGGGGUCCUGUAAGCGUGGUCUUAGUCACGAUCUGUAUGGAGUCUUGCUUCUACGGAAAUGUAUACAGACGGCAAAGGGAAACCUUCCAUAUACCAAUGAUUCAAGUUCGUUCCACACAUUUCAAGUGAAAGCCGAUCCGGAUGACGAUAUGGAAGCUGGCCCGUCACAGCCGAAAUCAAGACGGAUGGAGUCGAUACCUUUUCAGCAACUCAAUAACACCACAGGAUUAUCAAUG
Messenger RNA from Pecten maximus, 894 nucleotides. RefSeq lists its product as uncharacterized. The record is from RefSeq and is a predicted model, not a curated record. NCBI's taxonomy places the organism in Eukaryota, Metazoa, Mollusca, Bivalvia, Pectinida, Pectinidae.